Molecule: messenger RNA, 1460 nt
Organism: Vitrella brassicaformis
Lineage: Eukaryota; Vitrellaceae
Source: the annotation of a GenBank genome assembly
CCUUCCCUUAUUCUUCCCCAAACCCUAGACCUUCGUGCUAGCUAUAUCCGCUGUCCGCCGUGCAGUCCAGCUAUACUACACAAGAAAAGACUACACAAGUCUCGAUGCACCGACUACUAGGUAUGAUGAUUGAUGUGAAACGAUGCGCCGGGGGCCACGCACGCGUUGGUCCACGGCACGAACAAACAUGAACAGUCGAUCGUGAUGAAAAAACGAGCUACAGACACUCAAAUGGACGAACGAUGCUCCUGAGAAACCCACGUGAAUGCAAUGGACAGACAUGCAGACUGACAGACAGACAGCCAACCAGCACGGUGGAUACAUCCAGGCCAAUCAACACACACUAUCUCCACACGGCUACCCACAGGGGGGCACCCUCAGAAAAAGAGAGGCUCCCCAGGCACGAACAUCCCAGCCCCAUCACCCCAACGCCCCCAUCUGAUACAGCCAGUGCCACCGGCCCUUCCUGCUGGGCCGCCGCAUACACCCACACACCGAACGAGCCAGGCAAACUGACUAGGUACUCCUCUAUCAUCUAUCUACAAUCACACACGCGUGCGCACUCUAUGCCGCACUCUGAGAUGCAUCAGCUUCAGGGUGGCCGCCCAUGAUGCUGAACUGUGCUUUCAGCUCUCUCGCAUCAUCUGGCCCAAACUGGUCAUACGACAGUGCUCGCUCCUGCCAAAACUCAACCUGGCCGCGGAUGCGCUCGUCGCCGUUGUCGUUGAUCUCAAGCCAUAGAUACCCGCUGACGCUGAAGUCCUGCCACGCCCGAGGUGCAGCAGAGAGAUAUGCAUACGAGGCGCGUCAGCUUUUCUCGCUUCUCACCUCAUGGUCGUCUAGAACGGUCUUGCCAUCGAGCUCAAACUUGAUGGCCUUCCUUGAGUUGCUGUACGCCACCUUACAGUGGAAGCCGUGACUCAGCCUGCGAUUGAAUCCCUCAGCCCCGGUCCACUUGAACUCGACCUUCUUGCCACUCUCACCUGCGUGACCCAACACAGAAAGGCACCCAGAGCGAAACAGACAGGUCAUGGAUGGUCUCUGUUCGUCGGCUCACUGGGCAUAUCGACAGCAAGCGUUGUGCCUGCAGGGCCUUCCUUCGGGAACCGCAUGUUAGUCCCCACGUCAUACAGGCCGCUCACCUGGCGGAGAGACGACAGCCAAAGUGCAUCUUCUGGUCGCCCUCUCUUCAGUGAGUGCCAUCAGAGAUGCAUCGCACUUACGAGGUCAGGAUCCAGCUCCUCCAGCUCUUCGUCGUCUUCUACCGUCCACCUGGCUGUUCUGAGCUGAAAGAUCCAGCGCUGCCCUCCCCUCCUGGCACCCACCAGCUCCUUCGUCUUGUCCGCGCUCUUCGACCAAGAACUCAUCGCUGUACGGUAAAAUCAAGUCAACCGACUCAGACCUGACUGCCAGACCUGACUGCGAGGUGUGUCGUCGCCAUCGGGCAAUCGGUCGAUUCC